Molecule: messenger RNA, 1285 nt
Organism: Melanotaenia boesemani (Boeseman's rainbowfish)
Lineage: Eukaryota; Metazoa; Chordata; Actinopteri; Atheriniformes; Melanotaeniidae
Gene: c13h1orf174
Product: chromosome 13 C1orf174 homolog
Exons: 4
Coding region: 235-804 (189 amino acids)
Source: RefSeq, a predicted model, not a curated record
GUUGCUGUGAGGUGAACUGACAGUUGCGGUGACAGCACGGGGACGCUGUGACCUCCGAGUGAACCUCACAGCAGGAAAUACACUGAUGAGGCGGCGGCUCACACUCAGACAAGCAGAGCAGCGCCGCCACAGACCGUAAAUUAUCCCGGUGGUCCCGUAGCUAGCCGAAGCUAGUCGACUGGAAACGGGCUAAUAACUAACUAGAUAGUAGAAACGGAAAUACGCUGGAACACGAUGCGCAAGAUGCCUGGGCAACUCGAUAACUUCAAGCCUAGAAAGAGGAAGAGCAGCUCUCAGGUUUCUGCUACAGAGAGAUGUCAGAAAAGUCAGAGGACGCGCUCUUCAGCUGAGGGUGGUUCAGUCGUCCAGUCCAGUAAAGCAGCUGAUCCUCCGGAGAAACUCUCUCUCAUCAGCUGUGAAUGUCAGCGGUCUGCCGACAGGAGGAGAUGCUCUGCAUCACCAGAGCUCGAAGGACAGGAGGGUAAAGAGAACGAGCUGAGGACGGAGCAGGAGUUUGACAGCUGCAGAGCAAACAGUAGCUGGGACAAACAGGAGCCGGAGCACAUGGAUUGUGAAGAAACUUGUAAAAACUUAUUCCCAGAUGACGACAGUAAUCAGAUCCUUCCUGUGGAGCAGUUCUUUGGAAACUUGGAUAUUGUACAGGACUUUCCUAGAACAUCCUCAAGUACUUCUUCCAAUGUCCAAAGAGAGAGCAGGAGGCGACACUUUUAUGCACGGGAGGACAGCGAUGAAGAGGAUGUGGGCCUCAGCAACACGCAGCUAGAUAAUGGAGUGGGCACUUAACAGAAAAGCAGUACUCUGAUGACUGUGGUGGACUUCUAAAGGAAAUAGCCAAAAAAAGAAACUACUUGCUCAGACACUGCAUUCAAUCAGUUUUCAUCCUGUUAUCAGUCCCAAACAUGAGCGAAGGAGGUAAGAAUGUAUUUGAGGUGGCAGAAUGAAAGAAAGAAAUGGAAAGAAUUGGUGUUUAUGACACAUGAAAGCGACCAAUUGAUGUCAAACUUGUACAACUUAGUUUACUAGAACAUCUGGCUUGAUAACCAACCAUUUUCAUGCAGUAAGAGAAUAUGGCCACCUGAGAGCAAACACAGGUGCUUAUGAUCCUGAAUUUAAGCUCACAUCUCAAUCAUAGCUGGGGGUGUGUUCACAGCACUUUAAACAAAUCAAACCCCAAACACUUUAUAGUUUGGGAUGCCAAAGAGAGCUGGAUUCAACUUAAAAACAUCCAAAGUGCUUAUUUGUUUCAGCCAAUUACACUUUGUUU